Messenger RNA from Jaminaea rosea, 651 nucleotides. Its product is annotated as adenine nucleotide alpha hydrolases-like protein. The transcript is spliced from 4 exons. NCBI's taxonomy places the organism in Eukaryota, Fungi, Basidiomycota, Exobasidiomycetes, Microstromatales. The record is from RefSeq and is a predicted model, not a curated record. Bases 1 to 651 code for a protein of 216 amino acids.
AUGUCCGAGCCUCAAUCCCCUUCAAAGAAGAGCUUUUUUGGCCUUGGAAAGGAAAAGAAGGAGGGAAGUGGAUUGAAGACGCCCACGCACGAGAUCGCCCAAACUCCUGCCCUCGAGUCGGCCAACCCUCUUGAGAAGCACAACAUCCCUUCUGAGGCUAGGCAGCAGCAGAUCGUUGGACAGACUGGAGAGGGCGUCACCAAGGAGUCAUCGAUCCUCAUCGCAAUCGACGGAACCGAGGCAGGAGACAAGGCCUUCCACUACCUCCUCAAGAGCAAGGUCCUCUCUACCAACGCUCACAUCUUCAUCGUUACCAUCCUCCCCGCCAAUGUGCUCUCUGGCCCUUGGGUCUCCGGCCCGCUGUCCAUCGACACAAAGCGCCAGAAUGAGAUGCUCAAGGCGCUGAGGGAGCAGGCUCUGCAGAAGCUGACUCCGUACAGGGACCAGCUGAGGGAGGCCGGGUACGAGACUACCCUCCACGUAGCGCACGGCGACCCUCGCCAGACGAUCGUGCGCGUCUCGUCCUACCACAAGGUCGACCUCGCCCUCGUUGGCAAGCGUGGCAAGAAGGGCAUCUCCGGCCUUACGGGCGGCAGCACCAGCUCGUACAUUGUCAACCACAGCCCUUGCCCUGUGCUUGUCAUCAAGUAG